This is a messenger RNA of Astrephomene gubernaculifera, 2346 nucleotides long. The record is from the annotation of a GenBank genome assembly. NCBI's taxonomy places the organism in Eukaryota, Viridiplantae, Chlorophyta, Chlorophyceae, Chlamydomonadales, Astrephomenaceae.
CCUUUACUUUAGUAUAAUCUUAGUCGUUUGUGGUUGUAAAAGGAAACGUGUACAGAGCACAACACUUCCUUACAGGAAAGGUGACGAAAUGCUACAACGUGUCGCCACGCACUUUUUCCAGCAUGGCCGGGUACUCGCUUUAGCUUCCUCUCGAGCAGCGUCAAGCUUGCGUGGCUUCGCUGCCGCGCCGCAGCCCGCGGAAGAUGCGGAUUCAGCCGCCCCCGGCUCCCCCGCCCUGAUCGAGAAGAAGGGCAUCUCCCUGCGCGGCGUGCCCCUCUACCUGGACAUGCAGGCCACCACCCCCAUGGACCCACGGGUCAUCGACGCCAUGCUGCCGUACAUGACCGAGCAGUUCGGCAACCCGCACUCGCGGACGCACCUGUACGGCUGGGAGUCGGAGGAGGCGGUGGAGGAGGCGCGAGCCAAGAUCGCCCGCCUGAUCGGCGCCGACCCCAAGGAGAUUCUGUUCACCAGCGGCGCCACGGAGUCCAACAACACGGCCAUCAAGGGCGUGGCGGCCUACCUGCGAGACAAGAAGAAACACAUCAUCACAACGCAGACGGAGCACAAGUGCGUGCUGGACAGCUGCCGCUGGCUGCAGCAGCGGGGCUGGGACGUCACGUACCUGCCGGUGCAACCCGACGGUUUGCUGGACCUGGCGGUGUUGGAGGCGGCCAUUCGGCCCGACACGGCGCUCGUGAGCGUUAUGGCGGUUAACAAUGAGAUCGGUGUCGUACAGCCGCUCACUCAGAUCGGCGAGAUGUGCCGAGCGAAGGGGGUGUAUUUCCACACGGAUGGGGCGCAGGCGGUUGGCAAGAUCCCGGUUGACGUGAACGCCUCCAAGAUCGACCUGCUGUCGCUCAGCGGACAUAAGAUAUACGGACCCAAGGGCGUGGGGGCGCUGUACGUCCGCAGGCGCCCCCGAGUCCGCCUGGAGCCCCUCAUGAGCGGCGGCGGCCAGGAGCGCGGGCUGCGCUCCGGAACCGUACCCGCCCCGCUGGCAGUAGGGCUGGGGGCGGCGUGCGAGGUGGCGCAGCGGGAGAUGGCGUCCGACCUGGCGCAUGUACGGAAGCUGGAGGAGCGGUUGAGGACGGGGAUCACCGCCAGACUGCAGGGUGUUGUGUUGAACGGCCCCUCCGACCAGUCCCGCCGCUAUGCGGGCAACCUCAACCUCUCCUUCGCCUACGUGGAGGGCGAGUCGCUCAUAAUGGGGCUCAAGGAGCUGGCUGUGAGCAGCGGCUCCGCCUGCACCUCCGCCUCCCUGGAGCCCAGCUACGUGCUCCGGGCGCUGGGGGUGGAGGAGGAGCUGGCGCACACCAGCAUUCGAUACGGGCUGGGGCGCUUCACAACGGAGCAGGAGGUGGAUCGCGCCAUCGAGAUGACUGUCGCUCACGUGAACAAGCUGCGCGAGAUGAGCCCGCUGUGGGAGAUGGUGCAGGAGGGGGUGGACAUCAAGUCAAUCCAGUGGGCGCAGCACUAGAGCAGGACCGCAUACUGUACUGCUGGACGUGUCAUGGUUCCUCCAGUCGCGGUGGCCUCCGGUCUUCCGCGGCGGCUUGGUGUUAUCGGCGGAGUCGACGUUAGCUUACAGGAGUAAGAUGCAUUACCUUUACACUUGAAGGGGCGGAGGGCAGAAGGAAGGGGAGCGGGUUCGUAAGGGUGGUGGUAGUGAUGGCGCGGGACCAUGCCGGCUGGAGCAGCAACAGUUGGAAAGCGGCGGAGGAGUUGGGGUUAGCGACGGGAAUUGGGAAUUUGAUUGCCCCCAGAAGGUACAAAAGUACAAUGGACAUGCAUGUGUUGAGUUUUGCAGCGUCAUUAGCACACAGGAUAAGCAACAAGGGGUUCUCUAAUACGCUGUACGCUGGGGGUUCCGGAGUGCGAUGAGUCAGUUGAGAGCGGGGAAGCGGGAGGGGAAGAGCUCCCUCGCGCCAUGUCGGGGCCGUGGGGCCGUGCGAGCAAGAACACCAACACUAAGCAUGUUGGGUACAGCCUCCUUUCUUCCCAUCAGCAUGUGUUGAAGUUCCCCGGGUGGACGAUUGAGGGGUUUACCGAGAGAGCCGACAAGUUGGGCAUUUGUGUUGGUCUCAUCCCGAGGAAGGGGACAACAGUGAACGAGAGGUGUGUGUACUUGAACUGCUGUGCUCUUAACGAACGAGAGGUUGUUGAUGUGUUCCAUGGGAGGAGCUGCGGUUUGAUUCCUGGCUUCUACAGCGCUAUGGUGCUUUACCGGUAAGAAGACGGGCCAAGGCAAGAGGUCGUGCAGGCGGUAACCAGCGUGUUGUGUGGAAAGGUUGUUACGCAUUGGGACUCAGCUGACAGAUUUGUCGAUGGGUGCGGAUGGACCAU